Gadus morhua (Atlantic cod) is the source of this 1698-nucleotide messenger RNA. RefSeq names its product RAS (RAD and GEM)-like GTP binding 2 (gene rem2). The coding region runs from base 736 to 1674 and encodes 312 amino acids. The transcript is spliced from 5 exons. Gene Ontology annotation, molecular function: GTPase activity; calcium channel regulator activity; GTP binding. Gene Ontology annotation, cellular component: plasma membrane. The record is from RefSeq and is a predicted model, not a curated record. Lineage: Eukaryota; Metazoa; Chordata; Actinopteri; Gadiformes; Gadidae.
GGACGCCCUCUAGCGAACACUUCACGGUGAACAGCGUCAACAUCCAUUGCCUCUAAAUGAAAUGCACCGGCCAAACACAUCCGUUUUAAAAAAAAAAUCGUACUGAAUUGAAGGUAAUUGGGCGUGUGUGACUUGCCUCACUGCUGGAGGACGUGUGAGUGCGGGGAUGCGUCGUGAAGAGCUAGGAUCAGACUUGACACAUAAGCGCCAUCUGACAAGCGGACGAUUCUUCUUCUCGUCCAAGGACGCGCCACCGAUGAACACCUUUACAGUGAGAUUUACAGCGAGUCGUUCGGAGAAAGAGAUGCACUAGAGUCUAGAGUGGAGGGGGACACCAGGUGUCUUCAGAGGAAGGACGCGCGCGCUGUUAUUUGGGCGUUGUGGGAGCGCGCGAGGGGUGUACUACAGGCGUUAUCCGGUGGGUGGGUUUUUUACGCGCGUUUUUUACUACUGUUUUCCUCCAAAUAACGGGGACGCAGGUGGAGAGGAGCCCACCUAUUUCCGCGACGCUCUCAGGGCACAGAGGGUUUUACGCCCCCCGAGAAACUGAGAACACACUAACACACACACACACGCGAACACAAACACAAUGCCUUUUUUUACUCGGUUUGUUCCUUUUGUCCAUUGAGUUGUGAAUCCACAACAGGGGGGAAACGGAGGACCGUGACGAGCACAGAUGACAUGAAAAGAGCAAUUGUGGGUGCACUGGUUUUGUAAAGCGAACAACUGAGAACCAUGACGGACCAGUACAGCAUGUUUCUGAACACGGCCCCCCCGCUGCGCCGGGGCAGCACGCCGCUGCCCGUCAAGCACCAGCUGAGGCGGGAGGAGGCCGUGUCCGAGGACUGCGAUUGGAUCCCCGGUCUGGAGGUCCCGCCCUCCACGCUGCCCAUCAGCGACAUGGGGUCGCCCCGCGGCGAGUCGGCCGGCGGUCUGAUGGUGGCCACGCCCACGUAUGGCGGUCAGCACGCCCACCACAGCGGGGCGCUGCGGAUCGUGCUGCUGGGGCAGACCGGCGUGGGGAAGUCGUCGCUGGCCCUCUCCCUCGCCGGCCAAUCGGAUCGCUCGCUGUCUAUUGACUCCGAGACACAAGCCUGCGGCGAGGGGUAUGAGCGGUCGGUGACGGUGGACGAUGAGGACAGCAAGCUCCUCAUUUACGACAACUGGAAGCAGGACCUGUCCGGGCUGCAGUGUGACGUGUGUGUGCUGGUGUUCUCGGUGACGGACAGGCGAAGCUUCCACCGCACGGCCCAGCUCCGCCUCCUGCUGCGGGAGUCGCUGCCCACCACGCCCAUUAUCCUGGUGGGCAACAAGAGCGACCUGGUGCGCUGCAGGGAGAUCAGCACUGAGGAGGCCCACUCCAGCGCCAUGAUGUUCGACUGCCUCUACCUGGAGCUGUCCGCCUCCCUGGACCACGGCACCGGGGAGCUGCUGGAGAGCGUGGUGCGGGCCGCCCGGGGCGACUGCGUGGGGCCCGGCUGGACCGACGGGGACCCCGGCUCGGGCCGCAGGGAGAGCCUGACCAGCAAGGCCAAGCGCUUCCUGGCGGGCCUGGUGCCGCGCUCGUACGGCCGCGACCGCGACCGCGGCCGCUACCGCGAGAUGAGCCGCCAGCGCGGCAGUAAGAUCCUGCGGCAGAAGUCACGGUCCUGCCAUGACCUGAGCGCCCUGUGACACCCCCCCCCCCCCCCCCCCCCC